AUGAGUUGCAAUGGUUGCCGUGUGCUCCGGAAAGGCUGCAGCGAGAAUUGUAUUCUCCGGCCAUGUAUUCAGUGGAUUGAAACCGCCGAUGCUCAAGGUCACGCAACCGUCUUCGUCGCUAAAUUCUUCGGCCGUGCCGGUCUCAUGUCCUUUAUCUCCGCCGUACCGGAAUCUCAACGUCCCGCUCUGUUUCAGUCUUUGCUUUACGAAGCUUGUGGAAGAACAGUGAACCCUGUAAACGGAGCAAUCGGAAUGUUAUGGACUGGGAAUUGGAAUAUAUGUCAAGCGGCGGUUGAAACGGUGCUUCGCGGCGGUUCUCUGAGACCAAUUCCGGAGAUCUCAGGCGGCGGAUUCGCUGGGUUUCCGUCGGCUACAUCUGAAGAAGUAUCUGAGAUCUGUACUGAAAUGUUGAAUCUCCAGAAGAAUAAUUCAACGGAUCGUAACAUAUACCAUCAUUCACGGUUUUCAAGCUCUAGAUCUAGAUCUACGACGCAUGAUUCUUCUUCUCCGACGAAGCGGAAACGAUUAGUUGCAACGGAAGAACCGUCUUCGGAGCUUGAUCUAUCUCUGAUCAAUACUUUUCCGAUUAUAACAAGUCCUCCUUCCACACGACGGAGAUCAGGAACACCGUCGAUGAACUCAGAGGAAUCUGUAACGACGACUACUACGACGUCGUUUUGGGACAAUACUGCAACGGGUGAUCUGUACGGAAACGGAGGAGGAGAGAGUAGCAAGCUGCUUAACCUUUUUGUUUAA
This is a messenger RNA of Arabis nemorensis, 756 nucleotides long. The record is from the annotation of a GenBank genome assembly. NCBI's taxonomy places the organism in Eukaryota, Viridiplantae, Streptophyta, Magnoliopsida, Brassicales, Brassicaceae.